AUGGAGAACAAACGUCUAAAGAAAAAGAAUGAACAGCUUCGUCAGGAUAUUAUGGACUACCAGAAACAAAUAGAUUCACAAAAAGAAGCACUUUUAUCAAGAAGAGGAGAAGACAGUGACUACCGAUCACAAUUGUCUAAAAAAAACUAUGAACUUGUCCAAUAUCUAGAUGAAAUUCAGACUUUAACAGAAGCUAAUGAGAGAAUUGAAGUUCAAAAUGAAGAAAUGAGAAAAAAUCUAGAAGAGUCCGUACAAGAAAUGGAGAAAAUGACUGAUGAAUAUAAUAGGAUGAAAGCUAUUGUACAUCAGACAGAUAAUAGAAUGGACCAAUUAAAAAAAGAAAAUGAUCAUUAUCGACUUCAA
This is a messenger RNA of Propithecus coquereli (Coquerel's sifaka), 363 nucleotides long. RefSeq names its product centrosomal protein of 290 kDa-like. NCBI's taxonomy places the organism in Eukaryota, Metazoa, Chordata, Mammalia, Primates, Indriidae. The annotation marks the transcript as partial. Gene Ontology annotation, biological process: camera-type eye development; kidney development. The transcript is spliced from 3 exons. The record is from RefSeq and is a predicted model, not a curated record.